This is a messenger RNA of Phragmites australis (common reed), 896 nucleotides long. RefSeq names its product chaperone protein dnaJ 72. Bases 114 to 674 code for a protein of 186 amino acids. The record is from RefSeq and is a predicted model, not a curated record. Lineage: Eukaryota; Viridiplantae; Streptophyta; Magnoliopsida; Poales; Poaceae. The transcript is spliced from 3 exons.
AGCGGCCACGCCGCCGCCGUCGCCGAUCCCUUUCGUCUCCCCGCCAGCUCCCUCUUACGGCUUUCCUCCCGCGAUCCACCGACCGAAUCCGUAUCCUCUGCGCGCGCUGGCGAAUGGGCGACCACUACCAGGCGUUGGGGCUCCGGCGCGACGCCACCAAGGCCGAGGUCAAGGCUGCCUUCCGCCGCCGCGCGCUCCGGGACCACCCCGAUCGCCACGCCGGCUCCACCGACGCUGCCGCCCGCGCCGACGCCUCGCACCGCUUCCGCCAGGCGGCCGACGCGUAUCACGUCCUCUCCGACGACCGCCGCCGGGCCGAGUACGAUCUCCGGCUCCGCCCCGCCUCCUCCUACGCGCGCGCAUCUCCCUCCUCCUCCUCGUCUUGCUACGGCUACGGCUACGGCUACGGCCAAAGAGGUGGUUCUUGGCGCCGGCCGCCUCGAGGGGGAGGUGGCGCCUCGGCGGGAUCAAUCGAUUGGGAAUUCUUGCUGAAGGCGGUCACGCGGCGAGGAUUCCUUAUCAAUCUGGGGUUCGCCAGUGUAUUGCUGUCUGGAGCAGCUUUUCUUGAUGGAAGUAUUCUAGAUAUUUGGAAGAUGAAUAAUUCUGGGAAAUCAUUUGAGGACGCAAUGGAGUCAAUUGAGAAGGUAAAAAAGACGCAGAAGGGUAAUAGGUAGAACUUGAGAAAUGCCGUUGAUCCUUGAUACAUAUACUGAUGUGUAAAUCUAUGUGCAUAUUGUUGUUCAGACCCUAAUGCACAAUAAUACGUAUGGGCUGAAUUUUUUUUUGUCAAAAAGUGGCGCUGGAUCCUUGUAAUCAUGUGGGCCUAUAUUCGCCCUUAGAAACUAUACUUGUAUCAAGAUUCUUCCAUUGCAAGAGACCGAGUUACACCACAAUUA